AUCUCAAACUUAUGAACAUAAACUAAUAUUUGUUUAUUUGAAAAUUUCCUCAGAGGUGAAAGCAGAAGGAAAAUGGGCAAGGAUGGAUCACCAAAACAUUAUGGUCAGUUUGAUUCAAAGAGAAAUCGUCUGACAUGGAUUUUAGGAGUUAGUGGGCUAUGCAUUCUAUCUUACAUAAUGGGUGCAUGGAAGAACACUCCGUCACCCAAUAGCCAAUCUGAGAUCCUCUCAAAAGUGGAUUGUAAUGUUGGGUCAACUACAUCAGGCAUGUCAUCUUCAGCAACUAAUUUAAAUUUUGAAAGUCAUCAUCAAAUUGACGUCAAUGAUUCUGGAGGGGCACAAGAGUUCCCACCAUGUGACAUGUCGUUUAGUGAAUACACUCCGUGCCAAGAUCCCGUUAGAGGUCGCAAAUUUGACCGAAACAUGUUGAAGUAUAGGGAGAGACAUUGCCCCGCCAAGGAGGAACUACUAAACUGCCUCAUACCUGCUCCACCAAAAUACAAGACACCUUUUAAAUGGCCUCAAAGCAGAGAUUAUGCUUGGUACGACAAUAUUCCACACAAAGAGCUUAGCAUUGAGAAAGCUAUUCAAAACUGGAUUCAAGUUGAAGGUGACAGAUUCAGGUUCCCUGGAGGAGGUACAAUGUUUCCACGUGGAGCUGAUGCAUACAUUGACGACAUUAAUGAGCUUAUUCCCCUCACAAGUGGUACUAUCAGAACUGCAAUUGAUACUGGCUGUGGUGUUGCAAGUUGGGGUGCUUACCUUUUGAAAAGAGACAUCAUAGCUAUGUCCUUUGCACCAAGAGAUACACAUGAAGCACAGGUCCAGUUUGCAUUGGAAAGAGGAGUUCCAGCAAUGAUUGGCAUCAUGGCUUCACAGAGGAUUCCAUACCCAGCAAGGGCGUUUGAUAUGGCUCAUUGUUCUCGCUGCUUGAUACCUUGGCACAAAUUUGAUGGUUUGUAUUUGAUUGAAGUGGAUAGAGUUCUGAGGCCAGGUGGCUAUUGGAUUCUCUCUGGCCCACCUAUUAGAUGGAAGAAAUACUGGAGGGGGUGGGAAAGGACCGAAGAGGAUUUGAAGCAAGAGCAAGAUGCUAUUGAGGAAGUGGCCAAACGCAUAUGUUGGACAAAAGUAGUUGAGAAGGAUGACCUCUCCAUUUGGCAAAAGCCUAAAAACCACGUUGGAUGUGCACAAACUAAACAGAUUUACAAAACACCACACAUGUGUCAAUCCGACAAUCCUGACAUGGCUUGGUACCAAAAUAUGGAAAAGUGCAUAACUCCAUUGCCAGAAGUUAACAGCGCAGACAAAAUGGCAGGAGGGGCACUAGAAAAAUGGCCUAAACGAGCAUUUGCGGUCCCUCCUCGAAUUAGUAGUGGUUCAAUACCAAGCAUUGAUACGGAGAAAUUUCAAAAGGACAAUGAAGUAUGGAGGGAAAGGAUAGCACAUUACAAGCAUCUCGUUCCUCUUUCCCAAGGGAGAUAUAGAAACGUCAUGGACAUGAAUGCUUAUCUUGGUGGAUUUGCAGCAGCCUUAAUAAAAUUUCCAGUAUGGGUUAUGAAUGUUGUUCCCCCUAAUUCAGACCAUGACACUCUUGGUGCAAUUUAUGAACGAGGUUUUAUUGGAACUUACCAUGAUUGGUGUGAAGCUUUCUCAACUUAUCCAAGAACAUAUGAUCUCAUCCAUGCUAGUAAUGUAUUUGGCAUAUAUCAGGAUAGGUGCAACAUUACUCAGAUACUACUGGAGAUGGAUAGAAUUUUGAGGCCAGAAGGUACUGUUAUAUUCAGAGAGACAGUGGAGCUUCUGGUGAAGAUUAAAAGCAUUACUGAUGGAAUGAAAUGGAAAAGCAAUAUAAUAGAUCAUGAAAGCGGGCCCUUCAACCCUGAAAAGAUUCUUGUUGCUGAAAAAGCUUACUGGACUGGCGAAGCUAAAGAGAAACAAAACUAACAGAUAGGGUUACAACUUCGUUCUUUUUCCCCUUUUUUUACAACAUCUGUCAUAUACCUUUUUGUUUUCCCUCUUAGAAAUUAAAUUGUAAUUAGAUGUUUGUUUUCCUUACCUUACAUUUUUUUCUUGUCAUAUUCUGUCUAUUUUAUUCCCUUUUU
Messenger RNA from Glycine soja, 2102 nucleotides. Its product is annotated as probable methyltransferase PMT18. Gene Ontology annotation, cellular component: cytoplasm; endosome; trans-Golgi network. The record is from RefSeq and is a predicted model, not a curated record. The coding region runs from base 73 to 1944 and encodes 623 amino acids. The transcript is spliced from 5 exons. Gene Ontology annotation, molecular function: methyltransferase activity. NCBI's taxonomy places the organism in Eukaryota, Viridiplantae, Streptophyta, Magnoliopsida, Fabales, Fabaceae.